AUGACGGGAAUUUUACCAACAUACCAGCGUUUUGUCAAUGGGGUUCCUGUACCUUCUAUAUCUCGUCGUUCAUUUCGGCUUCGAGAAAAAUAUCUAAUUAUUUCAGUACUUUUGACAUUUGGAAUCGUGUGGCUAGGGGCACUCUUCUACUUACCAGAGUUUAAAAGUUCUAAUAGCGUAAAUGACAGUGUUUAUAAUGUGUACAAACGUAUUCAGAAAGCAGGGCCGGAGCUCCUUAUGCCGCCUCCUUUGGCGCAAAACGAAGUGGGGGACUUUCCAAUAGUGGGUAUCGUCCGCCACGGCGAGGAAGGUGACGAUCCACAUGUAGUUGAGGAUCGAAAUCGCUUGAGAGCAAAAAUCGACGAAGACAUGGGCAUGAAAGUUCUAGAGAGACCACAGUUUGACGUGGCGCCGUCUAUAUCUUCUUCUAGAGGCCCAAGUAAGCAGCCCGUAGAUGCUAUUGAAGAACCCAAUGUUGGUGGCAGUGCAAAGGGUGUGUCACCAUCAGGAGAGAAGGCUGUUAUGGGUUCCAACAAAUAUGUCUUACCUGUCAUGGACUCUAAUACUGAUCCUGAAAUUAGACACAAGCGUGAAACUGUAAAAGAGGUAAGUGAAUUAUAG
Leptosia nina is the source of this 621-nucleotide messenger RNA. Lineage: Eukaryota; Metazoa; Arthropoda; Insecta; Lepidoptera; Pieridae. The record is from the annotation of a GenBank genome assembly.